UUUGCAAUCUUUGGUCAGAAGACUUUAGCUAUCGAGAGCCUCAUUGAUUUUUAACCGUAACAACUUUUUGAUGACAACUGUGAGAUUUUCUGUUUCUGCUUAGUUGCUUGUAAUAGUACUUCGUACCCGCUGGGGCAGCUUUGUGUCUGCAAUUUCUGUAGUCAUUCUACACCAGUUAAUGUAGGGGAGUUCACUCUGUUGAAAACAGUGGAGUUAUUACUGUUGUCAUUGAGAGCAGAUUUUGGAGCAAAAACUGAGGACUGGAUUUGGAAGCUGUCCUGCUAAUUGUAUGCUGCUUUUGCCUGAAAUGUGUAAGGCUUAUUGAUUCAUUUUAAGUGCUCGUGAUUGCUCUGGGUUCAGACAGAAAAAUGAAAACCUACCCAGCCAUUGGUUUCUUCCUCCUCUUCGUGAUCAGCUAUGGGUCUUCUGAAAACUCAAGUACGUCUAGAGGGUGCGGACUGGAUCUCCUCCCUCAGUACGUUUACCUGUGCGACCUGGAUGCCAUUUGGGGAAUAGUUGUGGAGGCAGUUGCGGGGGCAGGUGUGCUGACCACGUUACUGCUGAUGCUGAUUUUGCUGGUGAGGCUGCCCUUCAUCAAGGACAAAGAGAAGAAGAGCCCCCUGGGAAUGCACUUCCUCUUUCUUUUUGGGACUCUCGGACUGUUUGGGCUGACGUUUGCUUUCAUCAUACAAGAAGAUGAAAUGGUGUGCUCUACCCGAAGAUUUCUGUGGGGAGUUAUCUUUGCUUUGUGCUUCUCGUGCUUGCUAGCUCAAGCCUGGAGACUUCGUAGACUAGUUCGACAUGGGAAGAGUCCAUCUGGCUGGCAUCUAGCUGGUGUGGCAAUCUGCCUGAUGCUCGUUCAGGUCAUUAUUGCAACCGAGUGGUUAAUACUGACAAUUGUCAGAGAUAACAAGUUGGCCUGCAGCUACGAACCAAUGGAUUUUGCUAUGGCUUUGAUUUAUGUUAUGUUCCUGAUGGUAGUUACCAUGGGAUUUUCUCUUUUCACUCUCUGUGGAAAGUUUAAGAAAUGGAAGAAAAAUGGAGUAUGCCUCAUUAUAACACUUUUUUUUUCCAUUCUGAUUUGGGUAGCCUGGAUGACUAUGUACCUCUUUGGUAAUGCUGAGCUAAAGAGAAGAGACAAAUGGAGUGAUCCCACUCUUGCUAUUGCACUGGUGUCCAGUGGUUGGGUGUUUGUUAUUUUUCAUGCCAUCCCAGAGGUCCACUGUACCAUCCUUCCAUCACAGCAGGAUAACACUCCCAAUUAUUUUGAUACUUCACAGCCAAGGAUGCGUGAAACUGCUUUUGAGGAAGAUAUACAGCUUCCUCGGAGCUACAUGGAAAACAAAGCCUUUUCAAUGGAUGAACAUAAUGCAGCACUAAGAACGGCAGGAUUUCGAAACGGCAGUUUGGGAAGCCGACCUAGUGCUCCUUUUAGAAGCAAUGUUUAUCAGCCAACUGAGAUGGCAGUUGUGCUAAAUGGUGGGACUAUACCAACUGCUCCGCCAAGUUACACUGGACGACACCUCUGGUGAAAGGCUGUAGGCUGUAGAGAAUAAGAACCCUUGUUGCAGAUGUUGUUCCCUGGCAGUGUGUCUUUGAGGGAGGAAUCCGUAACAGUACCAGAACAAAGCAACAAAACAUCCAGGAGCUUUUGAAAUCCUACAGAGGAUUUUGUCUAAAUGUGAACACCACUGAACUGAUAAGAUAACUGCAAAAGCAAAAUUGUAAAAUUGAAACUGAACCUAAUUUAAAAUAGAAGUAGGCACACCUUAAAUUGGAAGAGGGGGAUAUUGUAUUCUGAAAUGUAAGAUACUCUCUUGUCUGUAACUAGUGUGUGAGGCAAGCCUGUUUUUGUUGGUUGCCAGUUGCUUGCAAAAUACCCUCCUCUCACCUAAACUUAAUCAAUGUUGCCACAAGAGAUUGCCACUACAGUGUGAAAACAUGCAGGAUUUCUUUCCAUUUUGCUCCUUUUCCCUUCAUUUCAAAUGUCAUGAGAAGUACAUUGUUUGCUUCAUUAUCUAGCUGUACUGUACAGUCACAUAGCAUCAUGUGUAGUCAAGCAUUGUCACUCUGUGGCAACUAAAUUACCAUUACACUGUAGGCUGAUACUCUUCUCUUUAAAGAGCUGGUGUAGGAGAUGCAGUUCUGGAGGGAUGAAAGGUCUAUGCAUGUUUCAUGCGAGUUCUAGAGCUUCUUGAGGCAGAGAGAACAAGCGCAGGUCCAGCACAGGCAGCUCUCCUCGGCCGUGUGGGAUCGAUUCCCCAUUGUUCCAGCCUCAACCCCAGGUGCAAGCAAAGAGCCACGCGCUCUCAUGUCUACUACAGACAAAGCCACUACGUGAAACUUUGGAGGGAUAUACUUUUGCAAAGACUUAGCUGGGGAGAGAACAUGACUCGAGUUUGCCAGGAGGAGUUCGUUGUGAUGGUGGAUUAAAGGCAACCCACUGUAAUGCCAGAGCCAGCCUGUUCUGUUGGGCUGAUCUUGUCAAGCAGGAAAGCGGUGGCAGCUGAGAAGUACUGACCACCUUUCAGGAGAAACUCAGCAGCGGAUAGGGUCAAGACCUCCCUUUCUAAUCCCUGUUCAUAUGAGUAGUCCCCUUGACUGCAGUUGUUUGUGCAUUUAAAUGUGGUUGUGCAUUUUAGUGCCUAGCUAGUAGAAUCUCCGUGCUGGAGGUGGUUUGUUGUUGUUUUUGUUUUUUUAAGGUAGUUUCUUCCCUAGUCCUCCCUCUCCCCUCCACUUUUUUGAGUUGAUAUAAGGCAGACUUUCUCAAAGCUUUUUAUCUUUGUUUUCUCCAGGUUAUUUAAAAGGUUCCCAUUGCCCAUUGUUUGUGCCAUGGUUUUUCAUUACGUUUAAGCAAUCAUUCCUUUAUUUAACAUUUAACACAUAUUGGACAUUGAAAACAUCAUUGUAUCCUCACUGUUUGGCCAAUGUUAAUCUUAGCUUUCCUCGAUACUAAAAGCUAAUUGUUUUUACUUGAGGGCAUAGGAAACGUAUAACAAUUAAACUUUGCAUAUGCUGUAAUAAAAAUAUAUAUUUUCAAACUAAAAAAAAUAUAAUGUACAAAUAACUGAAUAGCUUAGUAGCUUCACAGAGAGAAGUUACUUGCUGUAUACUGCAAAAGAAAGACAAGCUUUUUAUUUUUCAAGAGUCUUCCUGAUUCUUCAUGUACCUCCAUUUCUACUGAAUUAGGAACCUAGUCCUGCAGACUUGUACUCCCACGAGUAGUCCCUUCGACACCAGUAGGUCUACAUACAGGUACAGAGGCUGCAAGACCAGUCCCUAAGUGUUGCACACAGAUAUAUAUGUAUAUAUAAAUGGAAAAAAUAUAUAUUGCCAUUCUUGCCAUGAUCAUCUUAUGGGGUUUUAUUUCAAAGCCCUUCUCUUCCAGAAGCAAUGUUUUUCUGUCAUGCAUGAGUAAAGGAGUAUGUUAGCUCCCCCCUGCCCUUCCCUCCUUGAGGCAAAGGAAGCAUGUGCUUGUUUUAGGGAUUGCUUAUUUUAUUUUGUAAGUAACUAGAUGGCCUUAGUAACCACGUAGGGUAGGGGUGGAUAUUGCAUGCUAUUCAGUAACUUGGAAAUACAUUUCGCUUGUUUUAAGCAAAGCUUUGAUCAAAUAAGUAUUUAAGAUAGCGAUAGUUACCCAGAAGAUGCAUCAUUUGGAACAGUAAAAAACCUAUUACCAUCAUUUACCUGCAGAAUUUUGCUUUUAAAAGCCAAUUAAAAAAAAAAACCUCAUAAAACUCUUAUUUUAAAAACAUAUAAGAUGACCAUGGCAUAAAUGGUAGGACAGCUUUCUUUUUAAAAGUUUAUCAUGCUACAACCAAGAUUUAUGAAUUAUAACACACAUUUUACAGACCUUGGACAAAAUCUGUACAAGAUAUAGUUAUCUUAAGAAACGGUUUUUUCUUUUUCUAGAUGUGACUGAAUUGAUAAAUAGAGUUCCCAAUCCUGCUCCUGACGAAGUUGUUUGGAAUUUGAGGCCUUUUGCAAAGAUAUGGCCAGAUCCUACAAACUGCUACUCACGUGACUAGUCUCAUUGGGUUAGUCAUGUGGACUAUUCACAAAAUGAAAAAUUAGCAGGAUUGGGUUUAAUUUGUGGUGGUGAAGGUGUGGUAAUAGAUUAGGAGGGUCUUUAUUUUCCAACUUUAUACAAUUAGUAAUAAGCAACUUUUUUUUUUUAAGUUACUAGUCUGUGAUGUAAAAUGCCCUAAAUAAAACUGUAAUUGAAGAAAGGCACCUUUAUGUUAACUUAUAUUUUUGUUACAGUAAACAAAUGGUUUACUUUUGCCUUUUAUGAAAGUUAUCUAGAAUGUAGAGCAUCUGUGAACAACAUAAUAAGUAAGCAAGCACAAGCCUUUCGCAGUUCAGUUAAUUAUAAUUAGCUUUUACACUAUAAAAGCUACUAUGUUGUCCCUUGAUGGUUAUGUGCUCAUGGUGUUUCCAUACAGAAAAAUGAAAUUGUAAAGCAUCUGAAAAAACUAUUACCAAAACAAGAUUUAUAAUAACUGGCUUUUGAUCAAUGGCUGGAAAAAAGUUCAAAGCCAUACUUUACAGAUCCUGCUUUCAGAUGAGUUGAGGGUGUUUGACACUUGCCAGAAAAUAUGUAGCAUCUUCAGAAGAACACUCUCAAUACAUAGAGUUGUUUCUAUAAACAAGGUACGUGAAAUACUAUAGAACUAGAUGUUUCUGUUUUUAGUCUAAACACAGGCAUCUUGGUUGGCUUUGUUUGAGCUUGAUGCCUUAGGUCAAACCAAAGGCCAUGCAAAAGGGAGCAUUGUAGCUUUUAUAAUAAAACAAUUGGACUAUUCUACCAACUUACAGGAUUACAAAGCAGGUGCUUUUUAUUAAUUGAUGAGAGCUAAAGCUCAUUUUUGAUAGAUAAUAUAUAUUUAUUAAAUGUAUUAAUGUGUGUUUUAUAACGUACCCUUUUUUCCGCUGAUUGUUGCAUACUGGUAUCUUAUUAAGUACAUCUUUAAAGGAUUUUCAAGACAAUCAAUGUGUACCACGAUGACUGUACAUAAGUAUACAAAACUACAGAGGUUGUAAAGCAUGGGCAAAUGUUUUAUUUUCAAAAUGCUGUUCUUAACGAGAAUAAAGGCUUUACUAUUUACUUACAA
Molecule: messenger RNA, 5114 nt
Organism: Harpia harpyja (harpy eagle)
Lineage: Eukaryota; Metazoa; Chordata; Aves; Accipitriformes; Accipitridae
Gene: GPRC5B
Product: G protein-coupled receptor class C group 5 member B
Exons: 4
Coding region: 369-1532 (387 amino acids)
Biological process (GO): G protein-coupled receptor signaling pathway
Cellular component (GO): intracellular membrane-bounded organelle; plasma membrane; extracellular exosome
Molecular function (GO): G protein-coupled receptor activity; protein kinase binding; protein kinase activator activity
Source: RefSeq, a predicted model, not a curated record